AGUUGGGAGCGCGUUCGACUGAAGAUAUCAGAAGAUAUUAUCAGAUAAUCGGAAGGUCGCUGGUUCGAUCCCGGCUCACCCCAUGUAUUUUUGCUUGCGGACAUAUUCUUUCUUUCUUUCUUUUUUUCUUUUCUUCUUUAUUUCUAUCUAUCUAUUUGUCCUUCUGUCUUUUUUACCCCCGUUGGCUUUUUGGUGUUUUGUGAAUGUCUGCGGUGGUCUCAUAUCAAAAAAGAAACUGCUAAACAUAAAGACAUCAUCAGGUACUGUCUCAGUUAACCGUUGGGUUGAUUUUAGACUGCGGCAAAACCGCAGCCGCAGUUUGCUAACCAAAGCCAAUCCUGCAAUUUGCAGCUUUGGUUGUGGUUAGCCAUGGCUAGCCGCAAGAUAACCGCAUUAGCAUAGAUAUCGCUUAUUUGUCCUAUUCACGACCAUUAUUUCAUAAUUAUGUCGCUGACAUACAUGGUACAUCCAUUUCUAAUUUCGAUAUAUACAUGCCCUCGUUAUGAC
Molecule: messenger RNA, 507 nt
Organism: Aspergillus ruber CBS 135680
Lineage: Eukaryota; Fungi; Ascomycota; Eurotiomycetes; Eurotiales; Aspergillaceae
Exons: 1
Coding region: 83-367 (94 amino acids)
Source: RefSeq, a predicted model, not a curated record